UGUUUUUAAUGAUAGUGUAUUUGCGCCAAAAUUUGUCAUUUUUAAUGUCAUUGGAAUGUAUCAUUGGAAAAUGAUCAUUGAAAAAUGAUAGUGUAUUUCAGCCUUAAUUAGCUUUAAAAAAAUUUUCUUUUUCAUAUUGUAAACAUGGUUUGGUGUGCAGCAGUAGGAUGUAAAAGUUACCAAGCAAAAAAUCAAAACUUAUCUUUUUUUAAGCUGCCAAAGGAUAAAAAGCUUGCUGCAGAAUGGAAAGCAAAAAUAAAGCGGGAAGAUCUUCCUCAGCUAGUUUUUCUAUGCGAGAAUCAUUUUAAAGGGCACUGUUUUGAUCAGUCGAUUGAGAUGCUCUCAGCCGAUCGUCAUAUUCAAAUGAAGAAAUUGAUGGAGACGGAUGACAGAUUCAAGCACUUAAUCCAUCAGUUUGAUCCCUGGCAUUUGGUUAAGUUGGCGAAGAAAAAGUGUCGGUUAUGUUCUUGAAAGUAAUAACUUUAAUAAAUGUUUUUAUAUGUACUCUUGUGUUCUACAAUAGCAUGUCAAGAUCUAGGACAAUGGAUACCUUCGAUCAUCAACUAUUUGUACUGGUCAAUUAGUACGUGUAAGGGUAAUGCUUUGGAGCUUGAGGAAAGAUUCCUACCUUGUAUGCAUCACUGUGUCAAUCGUCACGCGUUUCCCGGAAAUAAAUUUUAUAAAGCUUGCGAACACGGAGAAAUUAAUGAUACUGCGUGGUUGAAAUUUGAUUCUCCAGCACACAAGGCUUUAAAAAGUGUCAUUUUCGACGACAAAAAUCUGCUUAAGGACUUUAUGAAGCUGAAUGAAAAUAUCUUCACUACUCAUUUGGAGGUUUUUCACGCCCUUAAAAUCCGGUACCUUCCUAAAAGUGUUUUUAACGAACAGGAAAAAAUGCAUACAGGGAUGAAAUUAGCUGCCCUAGACCAUAAUCUUAACAUCAACCGUAAUCAGGUAAAGAAUACUUGUUUUUUUUGUUUCUUAAACACUAGCGUUAAAUUACAUUAUAAAAUGAUUUUUAACACGCAACGAAGAUAAAGAAAAGUGAAGGAUCUUUUGUUCCCAAGUUUGAGGUGUCUUGGCACAGAUAUUCAAAGCGCUUUGUAGCAAAGAAGGUGAAAAAGGAUAAAACGAAUUCUUUUUUUCGUGACAUUACCUUAGGUGCAUAUUUCCGUGCAGUAGAGAAAAAGAAGAAUUGACGUUUGCGAAGAAAACAAGCCUUCAAUACCCCUGCCGAAAGACCCUGUAGAGAGGAAAUUGUUGAAAACUCAAUUAAAUACUCACGAAUGACAUAAUUUUGUUUUACUCUUUAUUUCAUGUAAUUUGUACAUAUUAUUUAUUUAAUAAAUCAUCUAUCUCAUAAAUAUUUAAUACUUCGGAACAUAUCAACAAGGCAUUCUAAACACGAAUUAUGUCACCACGAGGCAUCCUAUAAUUCUUUGGUCCUUGUGACUUCAAUUAUGCAGCCAUUAUGAAUUUCAAAG
Hydractinia symbiolongicarpus is the source of this 1484-nucleotide messenger RNA. RefSeq lists its product as uncharacterized. The transcript is spliced from 2 exons. Bases 490 to 1038 code for a protein of 182 amino acids. Lineage: Eukaryota; Metazoa; Cnidaria; Hydrozoa; Anthoathecata; Hydractiniidae. The record is from RefSeq and is a predicted model, not a curated record.